CCUGCAACAGAGGCAAGCACUGUAGGUCUGUCAGCCUGCUCUCUACCCGUGAUUGUCUCAUUCCCGUCCGAACUUUGCAUGCUAGACUUUUGUUCGCCGGAACUCGACUCUUUGUGAACUGCCGGCAAUGCAGCACGAAGUCUCUAGUGGGCGUGGCAACAUGUCGGUCCUUUUCAAGCGUCGUUGGGCCGGAGCUUGAUGCAAGCCAGGUGCCUACCUACCUCUACCUGCAUCUUCAUCUCCCCCCCCCAUGCUCAAGAUCUGAAGCAACCACUACCAAAUACUCGAAAGUAUUGGUUGACCCGGAUUGCGCAAUUGGACCCUUUUUAUUGCGACACCGGGAAUUUUUCACAUGAGUACAGGCCAUCCCUGCCCCAAAUCGAUUUGACUUUAUAAAAACCCUUCACGCAUCAAAGCUUUGCUGUACAUCGUUUUGCAGUAUUUUCUCGGCCAGCCUACAUUAUCUAUACGGGCCAAUUCAUCGUAACACUCAUCUACUACCUUUACCUUGAUGGCUUCCGCGUCGGACCCGGAGAAGCAAGAUGCAGCGCCGACUGGUGUGUCCGGGACGGCAGGAAUUGCGUCUCAGCGAGAACAAAUAGCACUAGGAAAGGAUGAUGUGGCCAUCAUCCCCAAGGGAGCACUCGAUCCUGUGUACGAGGCCAAGGCUCGAGUCCUAAACAGAGCGGUAAACGCUUCUUGAACUCAGGCAUCCUUCGCCAUCGCCUUGCGGUUUGUCACAUAAAAAGCUGACGCAACUGUACUUGGUCUCACCGACCUACAGAUUCAGGAUAUUGGCAUGGGUUGGUAUCAAUGGCAGCUUUUCGUCGUCGUUGGUUUUGGCUGGGCCAGUGACAACCUCUGGCCCAUUGUGACCUCGCUCAUCUUUACGCCCAUCGCCAAUGAGUUUGGUCCUCCGAAACCGCCGCUUCUUUCCUUGGCUCAGAAUAUUGGACUCCUGGCGGGCGCUGUAUUUUGGGGAUUUGGCUGUGAUGUCUUUGGAAGGAAGUGGGCGUUCAACCUCACACUGGGCCUAACAGCGGUCUGGGGAAUGGUGGCCUCCAGCGCACCGAGCUUUGCAGCGAUAGGCACGUUUGCUGCCCUUUGGUCUUUUGGCGUGGGAGGAAACCUGCCUGUCGAUUCCGCAAUAUUCCUCGAAUUUCUGCCCGCGUCGCACCAAUACCUUUUGACGAUACUUUCAAUCGACUGGGCUCUGGCCCAAGUUGUGGCUACUUUGGUCGCAUGGCCACUCCUCGGCAACAUGACAUGCCAGCAAGGCCAAACGUGCACCAGAGAGUCCAACAUGGGAUGGCGUUAUUUCGUCAUAGCAAUGGGCGGAAUGACACUGGUCAUGUUUGUCAUCCGUUUCGCCUGCUUCACUAUCCACGAGUCCCCAAAGUAUCUCAUGGGCAAGGGCCGCGACGAAGACGCCAUUCGUAUUGUACAAGAAGUCGCCCGGCGCAACGGCAAGACCACACGGCUCACCAUCGAAGACCUACGCGCUUGCGAGCCCGAGGGCUACGUCGCCCAAACCGGAGCCACGGCGGCCAUGAAACGCCACCUCCUGGAGAACAUUGACGGCAGCCACGUCAAGACUCUGUUCUCCUCGCGCCGUCUGGGCAUCAGCACUGGCAUGAUCAUGGCCAUAUGGGCACUCAUUGGCCUCGCAUACCCACUAUACAACGCCUUUCUCCCCUUUAUACUAAGCCAGCGAGGGGCAGUCUACGGCGACAGCAGCACAUUCAUCACAUAUCGCAACAGUCUCAUCAUAGCUGUACUGGGAGUUCCUGGCGCCCUGCUGGGUGGCUUGCUGAUCGAGACGCCGUACGUCGGGCGCAAGGGGACUCUGGCCGUCAGCACGGCGCUCACGGGGGUGUUCCUGUACGGCACGACGACGGCCGAUUCCAGCAACGGGCUGCUGGGCUGGAACUGCGGCUUCAACUUUGCCAGCAACGUCAUGUUUGCCGUCUUGUACGGUUACACACCGGAGCUGUUCCCGACACCUCAGAGAGGAACGGGCAAUGCUCUUGCAGCCACUUGCAAUCGGAUCUUUGGAAUCAUGGCGCCUAUUGUCGCCAUUUUUGCAGAUCUACGAACAGCAGCUCCGGUCUAUACCAGCGGUGCCCUCUUUAUAGGUGCGGGGUGUUUGGUGUUGCUACUUCCGUUUGAGUCAAGGGGGAAAGCCGCACUCUGAACCAGGCGAAGGAGCUAGAUCAGUUUUUAUAUAUUUUUAUCCGGUUUAUACUACACCACUCCAUGGGAAGUGACCAUCCAGCUUGGAAACUCACUGUCCCAUCCGAUUCCCAGAAUGACAAGGCAGAAUCUCCCUACGACAUACUACAUCUCUCAAGCAGCAUCGUGCCUUGCCACAGCUUUGCGCGAGAAACACAGCCGAGUUGGGUCACAAGUACUCCCGCCUAUAAGUCGCCACUGCUCGCCAUUCUGUCAUUGGGGGUAUGGACAGGAUCUACUGUCUUGACAUCUGCACGGGUAGGUUGUCGACUCGUUAUACUUGGCAAGUGGCAGUCCGUGGCAAUCAAAUCACUCAAUUAGGUUCUGUGAGUUCAAUCACACACGAAUCCUCAGUCGUAAGAUGUUGAAUACCAGGAGAUUAGUCAGAGACAACAAGACGUCAACCUUCCGUCAUUCGAUUUCUCAUGACACGAACGCCCACCGACAAGGGCGAUAUGUCAUAACAAGGCCGAAGGCAUGCCCUUGAUUAUGCCAGUAUAAGCAGAUGUGACGAAGUGAACCAAAGAGGCAACUCCGCCUCGUAUCAAAAGAGAAUAAAGCAUUUCAAAUCUCCCUCUCGGAGGCCCAUGUGUCAAGGCAUUUACAGCGCCACGAUGC
Messenger RNA from Pyricularia oryzae 70-15, 2850 nucleotides. Its product is annotated as membrane transporter. Bases 800 to 2194 code for a protein of 464 amino acids. The record is from RefSeq and is a predicted model, not a curated record. Lineage: Eukaryota; Fungi; Ascomycota; Sordariomycetes; Magnaporthales; Pyriculariaceae. The transcript is spliced from 3 exons. Gene Ontology annotation, biological process: transmembrane transport. Gene Ontology annotation, molecular function: transmembrane transporter activity.